ACAACCUCUUCUAACUUCUUCUUAGUGUCUGGCAAGAUUGUUCCUCUUACCAUCAUUAAGGGCGCUGGUCAUGAGCAUAUCCCUAUCCCUGAGGGCGACUGUGCCAUUGUCGCCGACUUUCAUUCAAUCAAGUCACAAAGAGCCGACUCUACUCCUUAUUUGACCACUGGGUUCUACAGGGUUGUUCCUGGUCCUACACGAUAUGGAUCAUAUGAUUAUGAGGAGACUAAAUAUGUCCUACGAGGCCAAAUUGAUGUUACCGAUGAAGCCACCGGUAUUACCCACCAUCUCGUUGCCGGAGAUUGGGCCUUCUUUCACGUCGGAUCAAAAGCCCAGUUCUCAACCAAAUCUGAGGGUGUCGCUUUCUAUGCUGUCACUCGGCCAAUGAAUGACGGUCACCCUAACCUUAAAGGCCGUGAGGAAAGCACCCCAAAGCUGUAA
Molecule: messenger RNA, 441 nt
Organism: Clonostachys rhizophaga
Lineage: Eukaryota; Fungi; Ascomycota; Sordariomycetes; Hypocreales; Bionectriaceae
Source: the annotation of a GenBank genome assembly